This is a messenger RNA of Physcomitrium patens, 949 nucleotides long. Its product is annotated as photosynthetic NDH subunit of subcomplex B 5, chloroplastic. The record is from RefSeq and is a predicted model, not a curated record. NCBI's taxonomy places the organism in Eukaryota, Viridiplantae, Streptophyta, Bryopsida, Funariales, Funariaceae. Gene Ontology annotation, cellular component: chloroplast. Gene Ontology annotation, biological process: response to oxidative stress.
AAGCUAGUUCUUCUUCUUCGACUGGGCAGGGAAGUGAAGAAGUGUUGUCCACCCCUCCUCCUCCCUCCGCCUUACAAUGGCAGCCAUGGCGUGCCUCACCACUCCUGCCUGCCUCUGUGCGGCUCCAACUGCUCCCCUCUUGGUGCGCUCCAUCACCAUCUCCGAAACGUGCAUUGGGUCCUCCUCGCAACACCUCAGGGCGUUCGUUAAGCGGUCGCCUCGGUUGGUGGUCCUCAAGGCUGGAAACCGCACUGGCGUGGAGCCGGAUUUGGAGGAGGAUUUUCGUGAUGUUCACCAAACCGCUGGAGAAGAUAUGGAAGAUUUGUUUCCUUUCGGCAAGGCUGAUGGUGCGCAUACUUGGCACGAGGGGGACGACGGUACUUGGUGGGAUGGAAUAAAAGAGGUCUUUGAAACAUCUGGAGGACCUGUUGGUGCACAAGGUGCUAUAUCGUGGCUGUUCGUUCCUGGCCUUAUCGCAGGCGUGGUCUUCAAUGUUGAUCAAGAGUAUUUGUUCUUGUACACAGCCCUCUUCAUAUUUGCAUUCAUUGGAAUGGAGAUGGCGAAACCUGACAAGCCAAGCCACUUCGAGCCAGAGAUGUACAAAUUGAAGGAAUAAGUGAUGGACAACAGAUGAAGGCAUUCUCUGCACCCCUUUUACCUUCGGCUGUAAUUGUAUGGCAUCCAUGUAUGUGUAUCAGAGAGGAAUUUCUUAUGAGUCCAAAUCUAGAGAGGAUUAUAUCUCUCAAAAUUCCGCAUUAUUCUUAGCUUUUUGCUUAUGAACAAACUAGCUUGAAGUGGUUGGUGAUUUUGGUGAAUCCUCAGUUGUGGUAAUCGAAGCGUGUCAUGUGAGCACGUUUGACUUCCCCAAAUUGAUAAUCCCUUUUCUGGAAAUGCGACCAUCUAUGUAUAACGCAAUGCUCAUACAGUUUUACAUGCAAGGAUUAUUGAA